Mercurialis annua (annual mercury) is the source of this 1433-nucleotide messenger RNA. RefSeq lists its product as uncharacterized. The transcript has 2 exons. The record is from RefSeq and is a predicted model, not a curated record. Bases 357 to 1400 code for a protein of 347 amino acids. Gene Ontology annotation, molecular function: nucleic acid binding; zinc ion binding. Lineage: Eukaryota; Viridiplantae; Streptophyta; Magnoliopsida; Malpighiales; Euphorbiaceae.
UAAUGUGAAUAUGGUGUAUGACAAAAUUACCUAUCCAAUUAGGUGAAAAAAAUUUCAACCCUCCAUUUUUGACAUGUAUGUAAAUGCAUUAAUUACAUGGUGGGUGAAAUUGCCUAUAAAUAGGUUUCCAUCCAUGUAAAUUUCACAAUUGAAAAUACUCAUCAAAGAAGUAAAAUUCCUCCUAAAUAUUUGCUCUCUUGUUGCAUUAUUGAGUGAUCACUAAUUAUUAAUUAGUUUAGUCUAUAAGCAUUAUCUAUAUUAUCGUUAAGUUUAUAACACGUUAUCAGCACGAUCGUUCUAUUAGUUUACGAUUCCCUAAUCCAAGAAAAUUCGGUAAAGUAUUUCAAAGUUUAAUCAUGUCAAACCUUACAAAGCUUGAAUUUACGGCACUUGAUGUAUCUGGAAAAAAUUAUCUGUCAUGGAUACUAGAUGCAAAAAUACAUCUGCAAGCCUCAGGUCAUGAGGACACUAUUAAAGAGGGAAAUAAUGCCUCUACUCAAGAUCGUGCAAAAGCAAUGAUCUUCCUUCGCCAUCAUCUUGAUGAAGGAUUAAAAAAUGAAUAUCUCAGUGAAGAUAAUCCACUUGUUCUCUGGAAUAGUUUAAAAGAACGCUUCGACCAUCAAAAGACUGUAAUUCUUCCAAAAGCUCGUUAUGACUGGAUGCAUUUAAGAUUGCAGGAUUUUAAAAGUGUUAGUGAAUACAAUUCUGCAAUAUUCCGAAUUAGCUCAAAGCUAAAAUUGUGUGGAGAAACAAUUACUGAUGAAGAUUUAUUAGAAAAAACAUUUUCCACUUUUCAUGCAUCUAAUGUGGUACUCCAGCAGCAGUAUCGUGAGAAAGGCUUUAAGAAAUAUUCAGAGCUGAUUUCUUGCCUUCUAGUGGCUGAGCAGAAUAACGAGCUGUUAAUGAAAAAUCAUGCGGCACGACCCACUGGUUCUGCUCCAUUUCCUGAAGUAAAUGCGAGCGCAUAUAGAUCUCCUCGUGGUCGUGGUCGUGGUCGUGGCCAUGGUCGUGGUCGUGGUCAUGGUUAUGGUCGAGGUGGAAAUAAUUACAACCAUAUCGGUCAUAAUAACUCCUUUAAGCAUAAGAUUCACCACCAGAAGUGGGAUAAGAAAGAGGAGAAACAAGAAAACAAGAACAGUGGACAAUACAAACAUCAAGUGAAAAAUGUCGAUAGUAAAUGUUAUCGAUGUGGCAUGACUGGGCAUUGGUCGCGUACCUGUCGUACGCCCAAACAUCUUGUUGAGCUUUACCAAGCUUCCCUCAAGGAAAAUGGAAAGAAUAUAGAAACAAAUUUUGUUUCUGAUGAUGAUUUUGACCACAGUCUGAUGCAUAAUGACUCUAUAGACAUGACACAUUUAGAUGUUUCUGAUUUUCUUGAGAACAAUAAUAAUGAAAACUAAUCCAGCAUGUAUUGUAAUAUUUUUAUUUACUUA